AACGGUGCAACCGACGGACCGGACCGGGCCGCUUCCGGGGCCGGGCCCGCUUCUAGGCCCCGGUGUCGGUGUCAGGCCCCGGUGUCGGUUCCAGCCCCGGUACCGGCUGUCGGGAUGCGGCUGUUACCGGUGCUACGAUUGCGGCUCCACCCCGGGGCCACCGGAGCGGCGGGGCCCGGUGUCGGGUACCGGCAGGGGCAGAGCCCGGGGCCCCGCACCCGCGAGUAUUUCUACUACCUCGAUCACCAGGGCCAGCUUUUCCUGGACGACACCAAAGUCAAGAACUUCAUCACCUGCUUCAAAGACGUAGGGUUCCUCACCUUCUUCUUCAAGCGGCUGGAGCCGAACCGGAGCGGACGUUACGAAACCGAAUUCCCUUUCCUCUCGCUCUGCGGUCGGGAACGGAAUUUCCUCCGGUGCGACGAUCGUCCCAUCGUCUUCACCCAAAUUUUGCCGGGUUCCGGUGAGAAUCGAUUCCUCUCCUACUGCGGCGGCGGCGAGCGUCUGGUUGUACCAUUUCAACCAGAAAGUUUAGUGGUUUUACCGGAAAACGGGCGGCUUUAUCAUCCGGCACCGGCAAAGGCGGGUGGCGUGGGUUUGGUGCGCUCGGCGUUGGCUUUCGAGUGGAGUCCCGGUUUCGAGUACGGUCGGGGGCCGGCGCAGCCCCCCACUCAUUUUGUCUGGGAAGGACGGCGCUACCGGCUCACCGAAGAAUUGCUACCGCUGCUUCGUGCCGGCACUGGCUGCGCCGGGGAAUCCCCGGCUGUCCCGGUCACCCCACGUCAGGGCUGAGUUUGGGGACCCCCCCCAACCGACACCCCCACACCGAGAGGACAAGGGGCGGCCGGAGCACUGGGCUCGCCGCGGCGGGGCGGGUGGUGCCGCGGUGACCGAAACCCUCGUUAAUUGAUGAAAAACAAAGAGCUUUA
This is a messenger RNA of Grus americana (Whooping crane), 929 nucleotides long. It is a transcript of the gene C2H8orf82, whose product is annotated as chromosome 2 C8orf82 homolog. The record is from RefSeq and is a predicted model, not a curated record. Lineage: Eukaryota; Metazoa; Chordata; Aves; Gruiformes; Gruidae. The transcript has 3 exons. Bases 115 to 792 code for a protein of 225 amino acids.